UAGCAACAAUGGCUUUGUUUUGCUUUUAGCUGCAGCUGCGGUGUGCAUGUCCACUGAUGCUCGUUGCUAGCUGUUUUGGUUUGAAAUAAUGCUGUGCGACUCUUCUCUGCUUGAAGUCUCCGGAUGGUGCCACACAUGUUGAAGAACUCCAGAUUUGGAAUUGAAAUCUGUUUGAGCAGAAUGUGAGCGCUUCGACCGGGUGCCAAAAGUUGCGACUUGUUUCCGAAACUGAACCACGCGCGAUGCAGCGACUUGCACGAAACGUUCCUGCACGGUACCACUUAAAGCUGAAGAUGGCAGCUAUGUACGCGAUAGCAUGUUUUCUUGUGCUAGCUCUCGUUGCACUCAGCUAUCGACAACUGGAGAGCUUGGCAAAGGCGUCCACUGUCCUAUCGUUGCGUGUGCCAUCUGCAGGGUUCAGCGCCGACCCUCCUCAUCCGCCUGUGUCUGUUAUUGCCAAGCAGCAGCCUUUAUUGAAGACAGCUGAUGAAGGAGGGGUCGACGUGAAGGACAAACUGAUCGCCACAAUGGAGCAGAAACUACGUGACUUGGAAGCUCGCAUCCAGAAACUUGAAAAGAAUGCACCAAAGACUUACCCUAUUGUGAAGCAGCUAGACUACAGAGAGAAGAAACGCAUCCUGGUUGCUGGCGGUGCUGGGUUUGUGGGGAGCCACCUAGUUGACCAUCUUAUGCAACAGGGUCACCAAGUCACUGUGGUGGAUAACUUUUUCACUGGCAGCAAACACAACAUUGAACAUUGGAUUGGCCAUCACAAUUUUGAGCUCAUUCAUCAUGACAUCGUCAGCCCAUUGUUCAUUGAAGUUGACUACAUCUACAACUUAGCAUCACCUGCAUCUCCUCCCCACUACAUGAUGAACCCUGUGAAGACAAUCAAGACAAACACACUAGGCACCAUCAACAUGCUAGGGUUGGCAAGGCGUGUUGGUGCUCGUCUUUUGAUAACAUCCACAUCAGAGGUCUAUGGGGACCCAGCUGUACAUCCUCAGAAUGAGGACUACUGGGGCCACGUCAAUCCCGUGGGGCCACGAUCGUGCUAUGACGAGGGCAAGCGAGUUGCUGAAACCCUCUGCUACGCUUAUGCCAAACAGGAAAGUGUUGAAGUCCGGGUGGCUCGUGUAUUCAACACAUAUGGGCCACGCAUGCACCUUAACGACGGCAGGGUAGUCAGCAACUUCAUUCUGCAAGCAUUGCAAGAUAAACCUAUAACUGUACAUGGCUCUGGCAAGCAGACCAGGUCAUUUCAGUAUGUCAGCGACCUUAUAGAUGGCUUAGUUGCUCUGAUGAAUGCCAACUACUCAAGACCUAUAAAUCUUGGAAACCCUGAAGAGCACACUAUUGAGGAGUUUGCGCAGAUUGUAAAAAAUCUUGUUGGGGGAUCCAGCAAAAUAGAAUAUGUGAGUACUGUCAUUGAUGACCCCCAGAGGAGAAAACCUGACAUUACACGUGCCAAGAAGUACCUUGACUGGGAACCAAAAGUGCCACUAUUAGAUGGCCUGAGGAAAACCGUGGAUUACUUCAAGGAGGAAUUGACAAAGAAUAGCAAGACCUACAACCCACAACUAAAUCAAAACUCCACAAAGCUAAAGUAACUCAUCCUCAUGUUGUUGUCGCCAAUCUCAUAUUUGUGUACUAUGCUUAUACAAGCUUCACAGGAUGCCAGUGCUUGGCAGUGCAAUGAAGGGACUGACAGGCUUGCCAAGACUAGUGCUGUUGUGCUGGUGAAACUCAAGUGAGCAGCACACAGAAGUGCCAUUACUUUGAACAUGUUAUGGCAAACAUGGUGUAAUUUGAGUUCCUUUUACAGAACACAAGCUGUGAAUAAGCUUUCUUGCUGAUAAACAGUUAUUGUGUGUGUGUGUGUGUGUGUGUGUGUGUGUGUGUGUGUGUGUGUGUGUGUGUGUGUGUGUGUGUGCGUGUGUGUGUGUGUGUGUGCGUGUAUGUGUGUGUGUGCGUGUAUGUGUGUGUGUGCGUGUAUGUGUGUGUGCGUGCAUGUGUGUGUGUGUGUGCGCGUGUGUGGUAUAGCUGAUGUGUACAGGGGCUGUAUUCUCAGAGUUUAGCAGAUAUUUUCACCUUUCUCUGACCUUCUUGGAGCUUGAGGACCAGGCAGUGUUGAUGCUCGUGGGAGGUGUGUUGUUAUUUUCAUUGCAUCGACUUUUGCUGGCUUAGCCUAUCAACAUGUGCUGUAAAUGAUAUCCUCUAAAGUGAUCAAUGAAGAAUACAGUCCUUGGAAUUAAGACAAUUUUAGAAACAAAAUUCACAUCAUCACGCACAUUAAUCAGAAUCCAGAAAUCAGCCAUGUAUGGCACCUAUUCUCUCAACGAACUUUGUUAAAGGUGCUCUGCCUAAAUAUCAAAAUUUUGUGUCCAUUUACAGAUUCGCUUUAGAUGUAUUGGAUUUCGUGUGUUGGUAUUAAUGGUGAAGUGCCCUCAGUCCUUCACCUUGUUCCAAAAGAACACCUAGCUUUCCAAGUGACAUAUUACAGAAUGGGGGAUCUUUGGAUUCGAGUGCUGAAGUGUAAAAAAUACGGGUGUCCGCCUGCAAAAUUUGCUAUCAGUAAGCAGUUGUUUGCUGAAAUGAGGUUAUUUAUCACUGUUCUUGCUACUAAUGCUUUCAAAACAUCCUUUGCUGUGGAAAAAGAUAGUGAGGUUCAGAUGUUUGUUUAUGAAGCUAUUGUAUGGCUUCUAGUCUCGCUGCUGCUUCUCCUGAGUGACAUAAAACGCAUGCACCAUUUCAGUUCCUAAUUGAAGUGGACAGCAGGCCCAGAAAGGGGGAUGCACAACCUUAUAGAAGUGGGCGUGCAUAUGGUACUUUAGGGCACUUUGUAAUCUGCUGCUGUACUUGUAGACGACAUUCUGUGGAAAUGAAGAAAAAGCUACAGGGGCAGAACUUUUGCACAUGUGUUAAUGCAUCAAGUAGUUCAAAAGAACUUGACUGCGCCUACGGUUUCUUGGAAUCAGUGUAGCUUCCACUUGUAAUGGUUUAGCAUUUGCUCUAUCAUGGAAGAAAAAUGCAGAAAAAAAGUCAAAUUUAACACUGAGUGGUCUACUUAGUCUCAUGCUCUUGUAAAUAAGAUGCUUAUAUUUACUCUUUUCCCGCUUUAGCUAACUCAGAUGAGUAUCUGGAACUUUUUCAGGAGUGUGCUUACUUAUGUGCAUUUUGCCUCCGUAGCUUUCAUUUCAUUGCCACAGAAAGUUACCCGCAAGUAGAUAGAUGCCACUAAUGUAUUUUGACAUAGAAAACUAAAAGGGCCUAUAGCCUGCACACUGAUAUAGCUGUGAUAUGUCAUGGGUAGUCCUCCUCCUCCGUUUUAUUUUGUUUUUAUUUUGAUGCCCCGCAAUUUUUUAAUUGUGUAUUGUAUUUAUAUGUAUUAUUAUGCUUGCAUUUGGAGUAGAUCACAUGUAUUAUGGCGUAAUCUUUGAUACUUUUGGACAUCCGUCAACCGGAAGAACAUCCUCUUGGCAUUGCACUUUCUCUUCUUCUACGCUGUGCUGCAAAGAGUGGUGUGAUCACUUGGACAGUGUCCGCGUUUCCUUGUUGUUUUCACUGCAAAUUUAACAUUAAAGUCAGUGUUGAGGCAGUCAUGCAGUUUCAUGUAAAGCUAUGGUCAUCAAAAGAAACGAGUGAGUAGUCAUUCCUGCUAAGCUUGCAAGCACCGGCAUGUGCAUACACUUCCUGGUCCGAGUCAUGCACAUUAAUUUUCAGGGUAUGUUGCUCAUAUUGGCAUAUCUUUACAUAAAACUGGCUGUUCCUUCUUUCAUUUACAUGACUUCCUUUGUAUUUUCAACUAGCACUAUAAGCUGAACAUUCAAGGAUAUAUUACUAGUCUAAGCUCUACAGUAUAAACUUAUGAUGGUAUAAAUUUUCACUUUAGCUUGAAAAUAGGUCAUAAUUGUACAUUGUUUUAUUAUUUAUGUUUUACUAUGUGGUGUGCCUGCAUUAAAAUGCUGAGGGAUGCUGUGAGUGUGUGUUAGUGCAUGUGAGUGGUUCAAUUGUUUGUGCUCUGUGUUGACAAAGUUUUGUAAAUUCUGCGCAAUCAGCGAUAAGCUGUUAAGCAGCUUAUUACACUUCGCACUUUACAAGUAUACAUGUCUUUUGAGAUAAUUGACGCAGCUCAGAAUAAGUUAUUAUACCUUUUGUCCCAUUUGUAAAAUAUAGAGCUGUCAGAAUUAAAUGGUGUGUCUAGCAAGUUCUCGUGAAUUAACCAAAAAUUUUACUUGCGUUCGCUGCUGAAACUUUCGCACUAGUGAAAAAUCCACUUCAAGUAAACUUAGACAAGACACUUACUAAACUGAGUGAAAUGUGAAUGUGCUAUUUGUCACUUGCCUCACUGCUUAGUUGCACUCGCAUAUGGGGCAGAGGUGCUGUGUAACACUUGCUUUUGUGUGUGUAUUGUUGCUUUGCAGUCUGCUUAAUCUGUUCUUAGUAGUCUCACUGUGCCUAAUCAUGAAAAGGAACUUGGGAUUGCAUCACAGUAGGAGCUCUAGUCUAAGAAAUAUUGCUGCCAAAAUUCCUGAAAUAUGCAUUCAACGGGUAACAUUGGGCUUAUAUGUUGACUAACACUUUGUAGAGCUUCUGAAAUUAAUCUUCUGAAGACUGGCCUUUAUGAUACCAUCAUGUAGUUUAGUAUCUGAGCACUUCAUGUAUUGUAGGCAGCUAAUGCUGCCACAUAUGUUUGUGAUUUUUUGUUUUAAUACUGCUGUGAUAUGUCUCCAGAGAAUGACUAUGUAGGGUGUUACUUUUUUGAGAUUAUACGGAUAUAUAUAAAAGGCUGUGGGCGUAGUGAAUGUGGCAUUUUUCAGUGGAGUUACCAGGUGAAACGAACGCACUUUGCAGCAUAUAACGUGUUUCACAAGAAUAAUUAAGACCAACAGAUGUAUGUUCACUUUUAGAACCUUUCCAACAGUUAAGAACUUUGAGGCAAGUGUUAGAACCUUGAGCCAUAUGACAAAUUUGGAAGCCGUCACAUUUUAGUUCACCCCAGUUUUCUUUAUAUAUAUAUAUAUAUAUAUAUAUAUAUAUAAAAUCUUGGAAGAACUGCACCGAAUUUGAGAUGUUCAAAAUCUAAUUUCAACGUUCAGUUCAAGGUCUCUUUGAUUUGGCUGCGCUUUCUGCGUUAUUUCUUGGGAGUGCAGCAGUCUUGCCCUCGAUUUGACAGCACUGUGCGCCGCCUGCACGUGCACCACACUCUUCAUUUUGACUUAGUGCGAGGCCAAUUCAGUACAAGUGCGCUGUUCUCCUGCACUCGCUUCUUUGGAAGUGCAGCCAUCGUGCAAGCUCUCUGUAGCAGACGAAAUGGCGCGGUGCUAGUUGAUUCAUAUACGGUGCACGAAUGUAAAUGUCUCUCGCUUUGGUUACAGCAGAUCGCUUUAUCUAGCUGGCACAGUGUUGUGUGGUGGAAGUUCAAUGUCUGAUUGGACACGUUAGUAAAAACUUUUAGCACCCUAAAUUGCUUUUGAUCGUACGGUUUUCUCAUGGAACGCGUCUUCUGGCGAAAAAAUAACCUUCACGGUCACCAUUCCGUUCCCACGAGAUAGUGCUAUCAUAAUUGCGUUAACAAAAAGAUGAAAAGAAAGAUAUCUGCCCUUUCGCUAUGUGUUCAUUUAUAAAAAAAGUUUAACCGCCCGCAGCAGACGACAGAACCCGUUCGUUGCUACACUCUCCUCUUCAAUUUGCAAGGGCCACGAGGCGCGCAAAUACCGCACUGCACUUUCACAACAUGACUUUGUGCGGCACCGCACUCGGCACUCUCGAGAACUAGUUCACAAGCUGCAACAAAUUCUAAGAUACCUUCAGUUUCAAACGUCGCUGCACUUUUCGUUACGGGGCAUUUCCGUACGAUGACAUAGCGGGGCUGCCUUUUCUCUGCAUCCAGUGCAUUAUGUUUCGAUAUUUUCUUAAUUUAAUGUUGAAAUUCGAUUAUGAAUAUCUAGGUGUGAUUUUCAAUAUUUGAGGGAAAAAAAAUGGAGGUGCACUAAGAUGUGACUGCCUCCACAGUUGCCAUGAAAAGUCCCCAAGGUUCUAAUAAGAAAGUAAAUGAAUUUUAUUGCGAUAGCAAUUAUAUGGGCACUCCAGGCGAACUUCUGCCGUCGGCGUCGCGAGGGUGAGCCGCGAAGUACACUCUUUUAAAACCGUUGCACCUUUUGGGGUAUAUAUUUGUCUGACAACAAUAAUCGUCAUCUGCCUUGCUUGCGUUUCCUUUCUUGAAAACUCGACGCUCGCUAAUUUCCUGUCGACAAUUCUGUGUCACACUGAUGACGCGCAAGCCGUUCAUGACUGGGAAGUACCGGGCUCGCAGCGUUAAAGAAAGGAAACGUGGGCAAGACAGGUGACAGUUAUUGUUGUGGGAAAAGAUAAGCCCCAAAGGGUGUAAUUUUUAGGAGUGCACUAUGAAAACAGUUACACCCCUUUGGGGUGUAUAUUUGCCACACAAUAAUCAUCCGUCUUGGUUGCGUUUCCUUUCUUGAAAACGCUGCGCUCGUUACUUUCUUGUCGAGAAUGCUCUGUCAUGCUAACAACGCGCACGCACUUGGAAGUAUCAGGCGCGCAGCGUUAAAGGAAGUGCGGGCAAGACGGGUGACGAUUAUCGCUGUCAAAUAUACACCCCAAAGGGUGCAACUGUUCUUAAAGUGAAACACUCUUAGAAAAAUAUUACACCCUUUGGGGCCUAUCUUGUCCCACAACGAUUAUCCUCGUAUGUCUGUGGGCGCCAGAAAGGAAACGCGGGCAGCACGGAUGACGAUUAUUGUUGUGGGACAAGAUACGCCCCAAAGGGUGUAAAUUUUUCUAAGAGAGUAAGGAGUAGGACGGCGGGGAGAUAUGCGCGCACUAGGAUGAAUGGUGGAAACGGGGGCUACGGAGGCAGGGUAUAGUGCACAUCUAGCCUUCUACGCCAGCUGCAGCGGCUGAGCUGGGCCGCGCGCCUCCCACCUCGGAGGCAAUCUUGCCCGCGGCCGAAGGCUAUAGCCGGCCGGACAUACGUGACGGCUUCGUGUGCGCUGCUCUCUCGCCCGCCUAAUUCGCGUGGAAGCGAGAGGCAGCGCUGCCACCGCUCUUCAUCAGGCCAGCGUUCUGCACAGCGAGCAUUCGCGGUCGUUGUGUAAAAUUUGUUCGCGUUUGCAUGUGCGCGCGUGACAACGUGCUUAAUUUAGUAAGCGAAUGUUUACGACAGUUCAUGCGGCUGAUGAAAUCACUGACAUUUCUCUGUAUAGCUGUCUGAUAAUUUGCUAUCGCAAUCAGUGCUUCGCCUGUCGCGCGAAGCUCCAAUGUUUUUUUUUUUGUUAUUCAUUCUUCUGAAACUUGCGUUAUAAGCGGCAAUGUAUGUCAGCCCCGCCUUACAACUCCUCUGCCAUAAUGCCACAUUCGCCAUGCUCAUAGCCGCUUUAUAAAAAUUAUGUAUAUUCUAGAAAAAGAAAGCCCUGUUUUAUUAGCCCAUGGUGACCACGCUGCCAAGAGUGAUGCUUUGUUGCACACCGCUGUACAAACAUCUUUUUCUUGUCUUUUGUACGCAGCCAUGUAAAGGGUGCAGCAUGGUUUCAUUACUUGUACAUAUGUAGUUUUCAGAAGGUUAAACAGUUUCUUCUGAGAUUCCUUAUUUGCGAAUAAAAUUGUGCAUCCUUUA
Molecule: messenger RNA, 7639 nt
Organism: Dermacentor albipictus
Lineage: Eukaryota; Metazoa; Arthropoda; Arachnida; Ixodida; Ixodidae
Product: UDP-glucuronic acid decarboxylase 1-like
Biological process (GO): D-xylose metabolic process
Cellular component (GO): cytoplasm
Molecular function (GO): UDP-glucuronate decarboxylase activity; NAD+ binding
Source: RefSeq, a predicted model, not a curated record